Messenger RNA from Globicephala melas (long-finned pilot whale), 2787 nucleotides. It is a transcript of the gene CYB5R4, whose product is annotated as cytochrome b5 reductase 4. The record is from RefSeq and is a predicted model, not a curated record. NCBI's taxonomy places the organism in Eukaryota, Metazoa, Chordata, Mammalia, Artiodactyla, Delphinidae. Gene Ontology annotation, molecular function: heme binding; cytochrome-b5 reductase activity, acting on NAD(P)H. Gene Ontology annotation, cellular component: endoplasmic reticulum. Gene Ontology annotation, biological process: generation of precursor metabolites and energy; superoxide metabolic process.
CCCGGAAGUGGGUCGGGGGCUUGGCCUCUGCCCGGCCUCGGAGCCGGAGCCGGAGGUGUUACCUGGAGGGGUCGCACCGAGCUAUUCCGUCGGGCGGCGUACCCCGGGCAGGGCCCGGGCUAAGAGUCCAGGAUGCUGAACGUCCCUUCCCAGUCUUUCCCGGGCCCCAGCUCGCAGCAGCGCGUCUCCACCGGGGGGCGUAGCAAGGUCCCUCUGAAACAGGGCAGAAGUCUUAUGGAUUGGAUUCGACUGACCAAAAGUGGAAAGGACCUAACAGGAUUAAAAGGAAGAUUAAUUGAAGUAACUGAAGAAGAACUUAAAAAACACAACAAAAAAGAUGAUUGUUGGAUAUGCAUAAGAGGGUUUGUUUAUAAUGUCAGCCCGUACAUGGAGUAUCACCCUGGUGGAGAAGAGGAACUUAUGAGUGCAGCGGGAUCAGAUGGUACUGACCUUUUUGACCAGGUUCAUCGUUGGGUCAACUAUGAAUCCAUGCUGAAAGAAUGCCUGGUUGGCAGGAUGGCCGUUAAACCUGCUUUUCCUAAAGACUAUCAUGAGGAAAAGAGACUCUUAAACGGCAUGCUUCCCAAGAGCCAAGUGACAGAUCCACUUGCCAAAGAAGGGCCUAGUUCUCCAAGCUACGACUGGUUCCAAACAGACGCUUUAGUCACCAUUGUCAUAUAUACUAAACAGAAGGAUAUCAAUUUAGACUCAGUAAUAGCUGAUCACCGGGAUGAUUCCUUUAGAGCAGAAACAGUUAUCAAGGAUUAUUCAUAUCUUAUACAUAUUGCCCUAAGUCAUGAGAUUCAGGAAGAUUUUUCUGUGCGAGUUGUUGAGAAUGUGGGAAAAAUAGAGAUUGUCCUGAAGAAAAAAGAGAUUACUUCUUGGAAAUGCCUUGGUCAUCCCCUGGAGAAUCAUAAUUCACUUAUUCCAAAGAAAGAUACAGGUUUGUACUACAGAAAGUGCCAGUUAAUUUCCAAGGAAGAUGUGACUCAUGAUACGAAGCUUUUCUGCUUGAUGCUGCCACCAAGCACACAUCUUCAGGUGCCAACUGGGCUACAUGUUUACUUCAAGCUAACUAUCACAGGUACUGAAAUUGUGAAGCCAUAUACACCCGUAUCUGAUUCCUUAUUCUCAGAGUUCAAGGAACCAAUUCUUCCCAACAAUAAAUACAUCUACUUUUUGAUCAAAAUCUACCCUGCUGGACUCUUCACACCAGAGCUUGAUCAUCUUCAGAUUGGAGAUUAUGUUUCUGUAAGCAAUCCCGAGGGCAAUUUUAAAAUAUCCCAGUUCCAAGACUUGGAAGAUCUCUUUUUAUUGGCAGCGGGAACAGGCUUCACACCAAUGGUUAAAGUACUGAGUUAUGCUUUGACUAAUAUACCCAGUCUCAGGAAAGUGAAGCUGAUGUUCUUCAAUAAAACAGAGGAUGACAUAAUUUGGAGAAGCCAAUUGGAGAAAUUAGCAUUUAAGGAUAAAAGAUUUGACCUUGAAUUUGUUCUCUCAGUACCUACUUCUGAAUGGAAUGGCAAACGGGGAUACAUUUCACCAGCUCUGCUUUCUGAAUUUUUGAAAAGAAGUUUAGACACGUCCAAAGUCCUCAUCUGCAUUUGUGGACCAAUGCCAUUUACAGAACAAGGAAUGAAGUUGCUGCAUGAUUUGAACUUUUCCAAAGAUGAGAUCCAUAGUUUUACAGCAUAAUGAAGCGCCGUCGUUCAACUGUUUUAGCUAAAUUUGUGAUUACUUAGGGUUUUUUAAAAGAACAUUUUUGUAUAUAGGUUAACUAGAAUCCAGGUUUUAGUUUCUUAAAUUAAAUCAAAUGUUUCUUCACUAUAGAUACCUUGUUGACUUUAUUUUGUACCAUAACUUAUUUUACUACUGAUAUUUGUCCUGGAAGGUCAAUCGUGGCAACAAGUAUAUAGAGGAUUCUUUGUUACGAAUCACAAAGUUCCUUACCAUUUAAACUGUAUCACUGUUCUACAAUAAGCUCUUGUGUUUUAUGACAUGAUAAAGCAAAUGAUCAUUUUGAUCACAUUUCUAUGCUGUAAGAUGUCUGAUUAGCAAUACAGAUUAAAUUUUACAUUGCACUGUAAACUCAGGAAAUGAUCAUUUAUGUCCUUGUUCUUACUAUGAAAACAUGGAAUGUUAUAACUUAAGUGAUCCAAACAUUUUGUGUGUCUGUGGCCUUGAUACAGAGUAGAAUAAAAAACAUUCUGAAGUACUUUUUAAUCUUUGUGGUAGAAAUGUGUUCGAGUGCAACAGUGUGGGUGAGUGUCUGCGGGGAAUUUUAAAAGCAGCAGUAAAAGAUUCUGGAGACACUUGACACACGCAGCUUUGGAGUAUAUGUGUUUAGAAAGUUUAAGACAACCUUGACAACUAUUCUGAUUCUUAGCCAAAACUAGAGGCAUCAGGAAAGAUAAUGAAAGUAUAGCAUCUGGUCUCAUGGUCUAAAAUAAUCAUUUGGUGCUUUGGAAUAGGUUAAAUUUAAAUUCUUUCUGAGCCCAUCUAGACCAGCUGGGCAAAUGAGGGACACUCCAUCCUAAAUGGUACCUUCCCUGGCUGGCUGCUUGCCCCACAGCUGGCGGUUCAGCAGGGAGCCCUCCUAAGCUCUGCUGUGUGGGCAUCUUAUUCUCUCUCCCUGCUGCUGUGUGCAGCCUUCAAAGGCUUUCACAGAUUGGGAUUCUGCAAAGGGUAUCAAGAAAAGCCAUUGUGUAUACUACCAAGUGUAAAACAGACAGCUAGUGGGAAGCAGCCGCAUGGCACAGGGAGAUCAGCUCAGUGCUUUGUGACCAC